ACAUCUUGGUAGUCACUUUUGACGUGGUGUCUCUUCCAAUCGCCAUGGCUGUUGCAAUUCGUGUGCUGCUGUUCCUUCUCCUUCUGUCCGCGAGUGCUGAACCCACUGCUUCAGCCGUCGCGGGUCCCGCGGUUUCGGCUUGGGAGAAAUGGAUGGAUCGCCUCAUCACGUGCGCAGUGACGUGCCUAGUCCUUGCUGCCUGGCGCGGCUCGGGGGCCAAAGAACCUAAGGAGACGCCGUUGCCUGCGCCUGUGGCAGAGGGUACCAGGGCCGGCUGGUUGAUGCAAGAUCUUGAGAAAUUCGAACGGCUCACGAAGCAACAGAUCGGAAGCGAUAACCCGAGGUUUGCCGAAACUCUGGACGAAGCCUUGUCCUUUGUCCGGGUGCUGUGUGUGGGCAUGAGUGCCUUCGAUUGCUCCUCCCGCGUGGUACAACAUGACACCGACAGCCCUGUCUUGGUGGUACAGACCAAUGGCAAGCUCUUUGGUGACUUUGCCACCCGCUCUCGUAUCCCCUUCAACGUCAUCAGUGAUGAUGAAGUGACAUUCCAGGUUCAAGGCAGUCCGCCCUCGGGGGACUGCCCCUUCCGCUGCAGCUGCCAUGCGCCCUGCUUCGGUCCUGCGAGUCGAAGCUCCAAGGACGGCCAGCCCUUGGGCGGCGCCUGGGCUCAGGUAACUGUGGAACUGGACGGCCAAGUGUUGACGCUGGAUGCUGCGGCGCAGGUCCAUGCGCGGCAGGUGGACCUGGCACAGUUCCCAGGAAAACCCAUCGUUUACGUUCCAAAGAACGACGUCUCUUCCGUGCCCCUGCGGGGCGCCGUCGCCGUGCUUUCGGAGAAGUUCAAGCCGGGCACCAUGUCCGAUGGAGCGCUCCUGCAGGGAGCCUAUCAAGCAGGGGCUGAUGCAGUGAUCAAAAUCGGAGGAGGAGGUGCGAUGCUCUACAGCGUGCCUGACCCCUCAGAGAUCCCCUGCUUUGCUAUUUCUGAAGAUGAUGGCAAGAAGUUGUGCUCAGCCCUCGAGGUGAGCCGAAGUGCCAAGGUCAAAGAGCUCAAAGUGAAUGACCGAAGGCAGAAGUUGCAAGCAGAACGCUGGAACUAUGGAAAGGUUUGGCUACAUUUUUCAGGUCUCUACCUGCAAUCCGUGGACUGGGACGGGCCGCUGUGCGAAGUGGCGCAAGAGGCUCGGGCGUCACCGGAGGCGCUCGUCUAUGAGGACUACUUUGAAGUCUACCAGACCACGAGGGAGGUGGAUCCGCGUUUGGGCCUCGAUCGCAGCAAGCUGCGUCGCAUGAUGGAGUCUGCCUGGUCGCAGCUGGGUCGCAUCGGCCUCACCAAAAAUGCCUCGAUGAUCGGCAAAUUGCUGGCGCUCGGAGCGCAGCGCUGCAAAUUGAAGGUGAACUACAUGAAGUUCCACCCAGCCGAAAGCUUCACAGGAACAGCCUGUGCCAUGCUCUUGUCACCUCACAAGUCAGGUUUCAAGCAGAAGCCCGCAUCUGAUAGUCUGGUCCAGGCCUGGGUGGCGCAUGAGGCGGUCUAUUUGGCCUUGAUGGGCCAUUUUACCAAGCUCAUUGACUACAUGGCACCAUCUCUGUGGAACCUCAUCAAGUGUAUGAACGGCGAGUUCUUUGGCUGGGAGGCCGAUGCCGGGAAGAUCCGCAAACUCUUCACCGCCUGCAGCGGUCCGGUGGGUCCCGUGCCGCGCGAAGUGUGGCAGCAGCGGGACCCCACCUGGCGCAUCACGGACGAACGGAACGCCGUGGGGAUGGUGGUGCGGACCCAAGGCCGAUUGCUAUGGAGCAAAGAUGCCGCGAACACCGCUGCGCCGAAUUCCACAACGCUCCCGAAAUGUGGAGCCACCACCACCGCACCGCGACGGUCUAUGAUGGAUUUCAUGGGUCGAAUGGCUCAGAAAAUCUGCUGCUGCUCGUUGUGAACGAAAGAUGCUGCUGGAGGCGCAAAAAAUGGUCAUACAGAGGACCGUUUCACCCCGAAACCAUGCUGCGAAAAAAUUGCUCGGA
Molecule: messenger RNA, 2016 nt
Organism: Cladocopium goreaui
Lineage: Eukaryota; Dinophyceae; Suessiales; Symbiodiniaceae
Source: the annotation of a GenBank genome assembly